Molecule: messenger RNA, 3166 nt
Organism: Phalaenopsis equestris
Lineage: Eukaryota; Viridiplantae; Streptophyta; Magnoliopsida; Asparagales; Orchidaceae
Product: pentatricopeptide repeat-containing protein At2g31400, chloroplastic
Exons: 4
Coding region: 385-2922 (845 amino acids)
Molecular function (GO): protein binding
Source: RefSeq, a predicted model, not a curated record
CUUACCGAGCAAGUACACGUUUUUUUAAUCUACGCCUCUUGCAUCUCCAGCUCUUAGUUUUCUUAUCCAUUUCUCCAGGCCACAAACAAUCUUCUUCUCCACUCCUUGCGACCUCCGCUGCUCAUGCUCAUGCCGCUGUCCCUCAUACCUUGAUUCCACGCAGUUCUUCUUCCCCCUUCUCUUUCAAAUCCACCGCAGUUCCUAAUGAAGCCUUCUCUGCACAAAUUCCCGACUCCUGUUAUGCAAAAAUGACAGUUUGACUUGUAUCUAUAAAGUCGUCUUCUUUUUAUUUUUUGGUUUUUCUCUACAGCAUUCAUCGCUUCUUUUGUAGGUUUAUUUUUUCAGUCUCUCUCUUGGCAUAAAAAAAAAAAAAAAAACUUAGAGAUGGCUUCCUCUACUCCUCCAUACUCCAUAAACGCUGCAAAACCCUACCAAAGUCCUCAUUCAAAUCCCAAAAACCAUAUCCAUAAGCCACAAAAUAGACCCCAUAGGUUACAGUCCUCUUCUUCUUCGGUAGUUAGUAGCUCUUUUUAUUGCAGUGCUAGUUCUGCCCAUGGUAAAGUGCUGACACCUUCCUCUUCCGCUAGCCUUCAUAGUCAUCAUCUUUCUCUGCCUCUGCUUGGCCCGGAAUUCCGAAAAAACCGAACUACUAAAGUUAUCUCAAAGAGGAAUCUUUCUUCUCCUAGGCCCCACUUUUCUCAACAACGGAGCGCAUCUCUGGCAGCUGCGGACAUCACUGCCCGGCUCCUCCGUUCAAGUCCCGACGAUCUGCAGGGCCUCGUAAGUACCUUUAGCUCAUCCCAACAGAAGCUUAAAAUCCCCGAAGAUUACUGUUUUGUCCUCCAUGAGCUUGGUAACAGGGAUAAAUGCGCCCCAAAGGUCCUUGCUUUCUUCUUUUCUUCAAUUCCUUUGAUGCGAAAUUUCACGGAGAAGGGUAAACUCCUCACGGCUGCCAUCGGCGUCCUUGGCAAGAUGGGCCGGCAUGAUCUUGCAAGGAAGGUUUUUGAUUUCGGCGUAGCCCGAGGUUUCGGCAACACCGUCUAUGCUUAUUCUGCACUUAUAUCUGCUUAUGCUCGGAAUGGGCUGUCCUCCGAAGCUGUAUCAGUUUUGACGUUGAUGAAGGCAUCCGGUGUGAGACCGAAUAAUAUUUCAUAUAAUGCUGUGAUUGAUGCUUGCGGGAAAGGUGGAGUUGACUUUGAAGUAACUGUUGGAUUCUAUCGAGAGAUGCUUCAAGAUGGAAUUUUACCUGAUAGGAAGACAUUCAAUUCUCUCCUUGCUGGGUGCAGCCAUGUUGGACGGCUUGAGGAUGCCCGCAUCCUUUUUGAUGAAAUGAUUGAUCUGGGUAUUGGUCGAGAUAUCUAUACUUAUAACACGUUCAUUGAUGUGCUUUGCAAGGGUGGUAAUAUGGAAUUUGCUGUUGAUGUUAUUCCUGACAUGGUAGCCAACAAUGUCCUGCCCAAUGUUGUUACUUACAGCACCCUCAUGGAUGGAUACGCCAAGCUGGACAGACAUGAAGAAGCGCUUAAUUUAUAUAUGGAGAUGAAGUCCCUGGGGAUUCAAUUGGAUCGUGUGUGUUACAAUACGUUGCUUUCUAUUUUUGUAAAAUCUGCAAGGUAUGAGGAAAUUACAGGAGUUUGUGAGGAAAUGGAAGUUAUGAGCAUAGAGAAGGACAUAAUUACUUAUAAUUCUUUGAUCACUGGGUAUGGGAAGCAAGGAAGAUUUGAUGUUGUAAGUUAUUUGAUUCGGGAUAUGAGGGAGAGGGGAGUUGCCUCAAAUGUGUUAACUUACUCAACUUUAAUGGAUAUCUAUUCAAAAGCUGGCAUGUAUGAAGUUGCUGCUAAUGUUUUCUUGGAAUUUAAGGAAUCAGGAUUGAAGGCUGAUGUAGUUUUAUACAGCUCUUUUAUAGAUAUGCUUGCUAAGAAUGGCUUGGUGAAGCUUGCGGUGCGGUUGCUUGAUGAGAUGACACAUAUUGGAAUUGAACCAAAUGUAGUAACUUAUAAUACCAUCAUUGAUGGUUUUGGUAAGUCAAGGAUUUUUGUGCAGGGAGGUAUUGAGAAUAGGGUAGUAGAAGCUGAGGGAGAUUGCAAUCAAAUUGUUAGGAUUUUUGGAAAUCUGACCAAAGAAAUAGUGAAACCAAUGGUGGAAGGAGCAAUGAAGAAAUCCGAGGACUUGUUUUGCAUUUUGGGAUUGUUUCAGAGAAUGAUACAACAAAGAGUGACACCAAAUGUUGUAACUUUCUCUGCUAUAUUGAAUGCUUGUAGUCGUUGUGAUUCCUUCGAAGAUGCAUCCUUAUUGCUAGAGCAACUUCGGUUGUUCGACAGCUUUGUUUAUGGGGUUGCACUUGGGCUUUUGGUGGGCUGUAGUGAUGCUUGGCUUCGAGCUCGUUCUCUAUUUGAUGAAGUAAGCUGCAUGGAUAACCUUACUUCAUCUGGUUUCUACAAUGCUCUUACUGAUAUGCUUUGGCAUUACGGACAGAGACGUCGAGCUCAGCAGGUUGUGGUUGAAGGGGUUCAGCGGCAAGUUUGGGAGAACGCAUGGAAUGAGUUUACCCUGGAUCUGCAUCUCAUGUCCUCUGGUGCUGCGCAAGCUAUGGUUCAUGCAUGGCUUCUUCGCAUGAGCGCUAUUGUCUCCAGAGGCCAGAAGCUGCCAGAAAUUGUUAGCAUUCUUACUGGUUGGGGAAAGCACAGCAAAGUGACUGGUGCAAGCCCUCUUCGUCGUGUCAUCGAAACCCUUCUCGACUCCAUCGGUGCUCCAUUUCAUAUGGAACAAUUCAACAUCGGCCGUUUUGUGUCGACUGGUGCAAUUGCAGCUGCCUGGCUCAAGGAAUCGGGUACGGUCACCAUUCUCCUCCUCCGCGAUGAGAGAUCACAGCCAUCAAGCCCCCUAACCUUGUUGCCAAGUCUGCAAGCAUUGCAACUAUGAGAUGAUUUUUCCUUUGGAAUUUAUAGCUUUUAAUGUUAUGUUUUAUUACCUUGCAGUUGCAUUUUCAAAAUCAAUUGUUGGAUGUUGUAUUGUCUGGGAUUGAAAUAUUGCACAAACAGUCUGAGGAAGCGGGACUUUUUAGUGAGAAUGUUUUGAAGGGGAAAAAUUAUGAGGGUUUGUGUAAUUUCAAAAGUUUGUCUUCUGUAAAAUUUCAUAUAAUGAAGGGUCUGAGUUGUCUAUUGCA